UCAUGACCUCACAUUAACUUUCUUUCCCAUAGGUGAGGGGGGCCAGUCACACCACUGAAGCAUCACAGUCCAGGCUUCAACUUGCCGACAACUAUGCCAGCGUCGUCCGCCGCCCGCCGGCGUCCAUUCGCGUAACCAACCCCUCUAGUCGGAGUUCCCAUCUAUCGUCGCCCUUCGUCAGCUUCCCCCGGCCGCGGUGAGGCAGAGAAAUAGUUCAACCACCGGCGGUUGUCUUCGCUUCCGGUCGCGACUCAUCUUCCCCGUUGCUUUAUCUCAACCGCCGCCGAUGUGUAGCCUGGGCUGCGGCCGCUCUUAGGUGAAGUUGCAUCACCGUCGUUGGUCCUCUGUCGCCGGGCGUCAGCACACUCCGGUGAUAUCAAGGACUGUUCUCCGUCGCUGUCUACUACCUGCAACGUCGCCGUCUUCCACCCGCGCCGUCGCUCUAGGUGUCCAUUCUGAUUCAGCCGCCGCCGUUUGCUAGGGUACGCACUACACAGGUACGCUACUUCCCCAUCUUCCAAUUUAUUUGCUAUCUUUUAUUUUGACUUUCUUUGACUCAUUCUUGGUUCUGUGACCGUGGCUCCUUUGGAGUCUAUUUUGACUCUUUUCUUUUCUAUCUUAUUUAUCAUGGAAUGUUAAUUUUGAUGAUGUCCUUUGUCAUUAUUUUGAAUAGUUUUCAACUUUUCAUCAAUUUAUGGACGUAUUAAAUUCCAUAAAUUCUGAUGAUUUAUCAAGUGAUGAGGGUGAAUUAGUGUUAGGAGAAUUUUUCACGUCCUUUGGCAGAUGCUAAUUCGGACGUCGAAGAAAUUAGUCCCGUAAAGUCACGAGCCGAUCCGGUCAAGCCACCAAAACGUCGUGACCGUGACCCGUAUCCAUUCUUAGACCAGAGCCCCAUUUUACGUUACAAGUCGUGCCUCUCAAUUUCCAAAUUUCAAAAGUAUAAGAAAAUUUUCCCAUCCACAGUGACUGUCCGAUGUCCAGACACGGAGAAUAUUGUAACUGAUCCUCCUAAGGGUCACUUUUUCGGGGUGCGUAUCCUUUCCAUAAAAUUAGGAUUUCGCUUUCCCACACACCCUUUGAUCAUCAAGUUCUUAAAUGACCUUGAAAUUUCACCUUGUCACCUGACUCCGCUUGGUCAUCAGUAUUUGGUAGCUUUCUUGGUUCGAUGUAACACACUUAGGAUUAAACCAUCCCCAGAUCUUUUCAAGCAUAUGUUUCGAGUUGGGCAGUGCUCGGCAUCCGAUAGUCGGUCUUGGGUGUCUAUUUCUCAACGUAACCACUUUGACAUGUGGAAGGUCACUCGUAACAACAAAGCUAAUUGGAAAGAAGAGUGUUUAAUCCCAUGUGUGUUAUAUCGGACCAAAAAAGCUGCCAGAUACUUAUGACCGAGCGGAGUCAGGUGACAAGGUGAAAUUUAAAGAACAUUUAAGAUCUCGAUGAUCAAAUGGUGUGUGGGAAAGCGAAAUCCUAAUUUUAUGGAAUGGAUAUGCAGCCCGAAAAAGUGACCCUUAGGAGGAUCAGUUACAAUAUCCUUCGAACCUGGACAUCGGACAGUCACCGUGGACGGAAAAAUUUCUUACACUUUUGAAAUUUGGAAACUGAGAGGCGCGACUUGUAACAUAAAAUGAGGCCCGGGUCUAAGGAUGGAUACGGGCCACGGUUGCGACGUUUUGGUGGCUUGAUCAGAGCGGUUUGUGACUUUACGAGACUAAUCUCUUCGACGUCCGAAUAAACAUCUUCCAAGGUAUGAGACAAAUUCUCCAACACUAAUUCACUGUCAUUACUUGGUAAAUCAUCGGAAUUUAUGGAGUUGAAAAUGUCCAUAUAUUGAUGGCAACUAUUCAAAACAAUAGAUAUCAUCAACAUUAACACCAGGAAUCAACGAAAUAGAAAAGAAAAAGUCAAAAUAAGCUCCAAAGGAGCCACGGUCAAAGCCCUCAAAGAGAAGUCAAAAUAGAAUUAGCGAAUAAAGAGAAAGAAGAGAAGAAAGCAUACCUGCAUACCCUAGCAAGCGGCGUCGGCCAAAUUUGAAUAUGGGGUCCACGCCAGGAGCAGGGCAACGACGGCACAGGUGUUAAACGGAGGCGGCGCAGGUGGUAGACGACAGCGGCGAACAGUUCUGGAUGUCACCGGAACGCGCCAGUGCCCGACGAUGGCGGUGGUGUGCCUUCGCCCUAGAGUGCCCGCAGCCCAAACUACACAGUGACAGCGGCUAAGACAGGGUGCAGCAGAGGGGACGAGCCGCGACCUGGAGCGGAGACAACCAACAGCAGGGCGGAGUUCGGCGUCCGGCACUACAACGACAACGCCAGUGUAGCUGAGGUGUUUUGUUUGCUCGCAGCGAGCGUCGGGGGCUGAUGGAGUACGACGGCAGACAAGAACUUCAAACGUGGGUAGGCUGGUCGCACGAUUGGACACUGGUGGCGGCGGGCGUCGUUGACCGACUGAUGGUGGACGACGAGUUGUGGCCUGGAAUAGAGCAAAGUGACUGGUCCUAAAUAGGGGUGGGAAUAGGCCAGGCGGCCUAUCAGGGGCCUGGGGCUUGGCCUGGUUACGGCCUGGCCUGUAUAGAAAAAAAAACAGGCUUCGGCCUUUUUAAAUAUUCGUUUAUAUUAAUAGGCCAGGCUUAGCCUGAUUUUAAGGCCUAUUUAGCCUGACAGGCCGACCUGUUUAUGGUCAUGGGCUAGAAUAUAUUUAUACAUAUAUGAUCUACAUUAAAGUGAAAGCCCAAUAUACUUCUAAUUGUAAACUAAAUGUUCUAAACUAAUGCAGUAAUGCUCUAAACCUAGAAACCAAAAUAUACGCAGAGUCGCAGAUCGAUAGUCUAGAGUCAGGCUUUGAGCUUUGACGGUAGUUCGACGGACAGCUGUUCGUCUUUUCAAAUCUUCUUCGUCCUUCUGGUGGUGUUGGCGGCCAGUUGAGUUCCAGGGAGAAGAAUCUAGAGCAUUCAGUCCCCUGCUCAAAAUUUUAAAGUACCUAGCAUAUUAAUACAAGGUCUAUAUGAUGUCUUCUCCACAAGAGAAUGCAGAGAAUAUUGACACAAUUUCAACUGCCACUAAUCAUGAUAUGGAUUGUGGUUCACAAGUACCAACUGAUUCAAGCCAACAAGAAGUGAACAAUGACCAAACUAAUGAGGGUAAUCAAGACAAUUCUAUUAUUCAAAGGAAAAGGAAGAAGACAUCAUAUGUUUGGGAUGACUUUGUACUUACCGAGAUCAGCAAAGGAGUGACAAAAGCAGUUUGCAAACACUGUCGGGGCAAGUUUGCCUACUCGGGGAAGGGAGCUAGCACGAGCCACUUGAAGAGACACAUGGAUAUUUGCUUGAAGAGGAGUUUAAACUUAGCCAAACAAAAGAUGCAAUGCAUCAUUCCAUUUCAACCCUCUGCCACAACAAUCAAUCCUUUUCAGACACCGGGCGUUAGAUAUUCAAAUGAGAAGAUGAGAGAAAUAAUUGUGACAGCAAUCAUGAUACACGAGUACCCUUUUAGCAUUGUUGAGGAUGAAGUUUGGAUGUGGGACUUCCAAUAUGCAAAUCCUGAAUUUUGCAAGGUAUGUCGCAAAACAGCUCGAAGUGAUUGUAUUAAAAUUUAUGAAGCAGAGAGAAAGUGUUAAAAACUUUGUUAACGUCUUUGAGCAAGAUUUCCUUAACUACUGAUAUGUGGAGAUCAACGCAUCAAGUAGCUGAGUAUAUGGUUUUGACUGGACAUUUUAUUGAUGUUGGCUGGAAUCUUCAAAAGAGGGUUUUAAGUUUUGUUAAAGUUCCUGCUCCUCGGCGUGGUGUGGAUGUGGCAGAUGUUAUAUUCAAGUGUCUUAAAGUUUCGGGGAUUGAAGAAAAGGUAUUUUCUGUAUCAGUUGAUAAUGCUAAGUACAACGAUUCUUGCUAGAAGAACCUUAAGGAUGAUUUAUUGCUUGAAAAUUAGUUAAUGGGAAAACUGUCAAAUAGGUCCUCGAACUUUCAUAAAAAAGUCAAUUAAGUCCUUCUAUAGGAGACUCUGUCCGGUCGUCGCGAUUUGGGGCGGUUCUCGGUGGAAUUUUUUGAUGAAAUUUUUUGAGCAUCUUAUUCAUCAAGUCUAGUUUACUCAUACCAAAUUUCAGCUAAAAAUUUAAUCGGGAGCGCAUUCAAAUUAAUUUGAGAACGCAAAAAUGCGCAGUUAUCUUCAAGAAAUAAUUUGAAUGUGUUCCCGAUUGAAUUUUUAGCUAAAAUUUGGUAUGAGUAAACUAGACUUGGUGAAUAAGAUGCUCAAAAAAUUUCAUCAAAAAAUUCCACCGGGAACUACCCCAAAUCGCGACGGCCAGACAAAAUUCCACCGGGAACUACCCCAAAAUCUCUUAAUUGACCUUUUUAUGAAAGUUCGAGGACCUAUUUGACAGUUUUCCCUAAUUAAUCUGUAAUGGUAAGUUGUUUCAUGUAAGAUGUUGCGCUCAUAUUUUGAAUUUACUGGUCCAAGAUGGACUCAGUAAGAUAAAAGGUAUCAUUCAUAAUGUUCGAGAGAGUGUGAAGUAUAUUAAUUACAAUGAUUCAAGAUUGAAAUCAUUUUCUGAUAUUGUCGUGCAAAAGCAUUUGAAAGAAAGAAUGCUAAUCCUUGAUUGCCUGACAAGGAGGAAUUCAACAUUUAAGAUGUUAUCUUGUGCUUUAAGAUUCAAGAUUGUGUUCCCUGCCUACAAGGAAAGAAAGCUACAUUAUAAUAAUGAGCCAUCUCUCGAAGAAUGGUGUAAGGUUGAGAAGGUUUGUCAACUGUUAGAGGUUUUCAAUUCCGCAUCUGAUGUCAUGUCUGGCACUGAUUAUCCAACUGCCAAUUUAUACUUACCUGAGGUUUGGAGGGUUAAGCACGUUAUUGAUCAAGCGGCAGAAGAUGCAGAAUUAUUCAUGAGAUAAAUGGCAGCUGCAAUGAAAGAAAAAUUUGAUAAAUAUUGGGGGGAAUGCAGUCUGUUGAUGUCCAUUUCAAGUGUCUUAGAUCCCAGGUGCAAGUUUCAUGUUGUCAAUUAUUGUUUUCCUUUCAUUUAUAAAAUUGAAACGGUGGCUAAUAAGAACAUAGAAAUGGUUAUGACUUCAUUGGAGUCUCUUUACAAAGAAUAUGUUGAAUUAAACAACCAAGAGCAACGUUCUGGGUCAGGCACGGGCUUUGAGCAAAUUAUGCGCAUUGUUCGCGAAAAGAAAGCAAUACCACCGACGAAAUCUGAGCUAGAAGUAUAUCUAGAGGACGAUCUAUUUAUCCAUGAUAUUAGUUCUAACUCUUUUUUGUGCUUUGGAGUGGUGGAAAAACAAUAGUAUGAAGUAUAAGGUUUUAUCAAAGAUGGUUGUGGAUAUCCUAGCUAUUCCAAUCACAACAAUUGCAUCAGAGGCUACAUUUAGCGCAAGAGGAAGAGUAAUUGGUGAAUAUCGUUCAAGGCUAGAUGAAGAAACUGUUUCAGCACUUCUAUGUGUUGGGGAUUGGCUUCGCAAAAAGUAUAAUUUGAAAAAAUAAAAAAGGUAUAUAUUUUAUGUAUUCACAUGUAUUUUAUAUUUAAAUUGAUGUACUAAUGUGUAUACUUUCAUUUUCUAGGUACGUGAGCUUCAAGAAGAGGAAGAGAUAAUGUUGAAGAUUUGAUGCUUUACUGGUCCUUUAUGCGUUUGCUUGGGUUUGGUGCUUUGUGGACCAUGUAUUCUGAAAACUUUGCUUUUUGUUAUGGAUUGUGCUUGUUGAGUUUUGCUGAAAUUUGCAUUGAUGCUGAAAUUUUCUUUAAGCUAUUUGCUAGCUUUCUUUUGUAUUGAAAUUUUAAUUUAGAGUUUUUUUGACAUGUUAAAAGUCAUUAAGUUUCUUAUUUGGUUUGAAUGAGAUCAAUAUAUGUGGACAGUGGACUUCUACUAGUACAUUCUACUUAUUUAUUUAAUUUUUGGGAUGAUAUUUAUAGCUUAA
Messenger RNA from Cuscuta epithymum, 5897 nucleotides. Lineage: Eukaryota; Viridiplantae; Streptophyta; Magnoliopsida; Solanales; Convolvulaceae. The record is from the annotation of a GenBank genome assembly.